CUUCAUGAAUCUGUUCACUGAAGACUCAGAUUUUCUAAUAACUAAUUUAAUAAAGUGCACAAAGUGGUCCAGGUGAGAUUUAUUAGCUGAUUUCAGCUUCAAUCUGGGUGUGGAAGGAUUUAAUCUGAAGCUAAUCUUCAGUUGGUCACACCCAGCUGCUUGGACCUGCAGACAUGACAUAACAAGAACCUGUUCCUGUUUUUUUUCUAAAGUCUGGGUGUGGCCUGUGAGUGGGCGGGGCAUCUCCUGCUUCCAGUAAACUCUCAGGUGUGUCUCCGGCUCGUUGGAUUAACGAGUGUUUCUCAUUAACAGACAUGGAUGACGAUAUCUCUGCCCUGGUUGUUGAUAAUGGAUCUGGUAUGUGCAAGGCUGGAUUUGCCGGGGACGAUGCUCCUCGUGCCGUCUUCCCGUCCAUUGUUGGACGCCCCAGACACCAGGGUGUGAUGGUCGGUAUGGGACAGAAGGACAGCUAUGUGGGAGACGAGGCCCAGAGCAAGAGGGGUAUCCUGACCCUGAAGUACCCCAUCGAGCACGGCAUCGUCACCAACUGGGACGACAUGGAGAAGAUCUGGCACCACACCUUCUACAACGAGCUGCGUGUUGCUCCAGAAGAACAUCCCGUCCUGCUGACUGAAGCUCCCCUCAACCCUAAAGCCAACAGGGAGAAGAUGACCCAGAUCAUGUUCGAGACCUUCAACUCUCCUGCCAUGUAUGUGGCCAUCCAGGCUGUGCUGUCCCUGUACGCCUCCGGUCGUACCACAGGUAUCGUGAUGGACUCCGGAGACGGUGUGAGCCACACUGUGCCCAUCUACGAGGGUUACGCCCUGCCCCACGCCAUCCUCCGUCUGGAUCUUGCCGGCAGAGACCUGACGGACUACCUGAUGAAGAUCCUGACGGAGAGGGGCUACAGCUUCACCACCACAGCUGAGCGUGAGAUCGUGCGUGACAUCAAGGAGAAACUGUGCUACGUGGCGCUGGACUUCGACCAGGAGAUGCAGACCGCAGCCUCCUCUUCCUCACUGGAGAAGAGCUACGAGCUUCCUGACGGACAGGUCAUCACCAUCGGCAACGAGAGGUUCCGCUGUCCCGAGGCGCUCUUCCAGCCGUCGUUCAUCGGGAUGGAGUCUGCUGGGAUCCAUGAGACCACCUACAACAGCAUCAUGAAGUGUGAUGUGGACAUCCGUAAAGACCUGUACGCCAACACGGUUCUGUCUGGAGGAACCACCAUGUACCCUGGAAUCGCUGACCGCAUGCAGAAGGAGAUCACCGGCCUGGCCCCGCCCACCAUGAAGAUCAAGAUCAUCGCUCCUCCAGAGAGGAAGUACUCAGUCUGGAUCGGAGGCUCCAUCCUGGCCUCCCUGUCCACCUUCCAGCAGAUGUGGAUCAGCAAACAGGAGUACGAUGAGUCCGGUCCCGCCAUCGUCCACAGGAAGUGCUUCUAAGCUGCACCCCCCCACUCCCCCUGGUGGUCAAAGUGCUUUAAUCUGCUCAUCAGCUGAGAUGAGGUGUAGUUUGUCUUGUGUGAACAGACUGAAACAUAACUCAAGAUUAUCUGCACGGAUUUCAACCUUCAACCUGUGAGUUUAUCGAGUCCAGAUGUUCAGGAGGAGCUGAACAGUUUCUGCUCGUCAGGCUUGUUGUAACUUAAAGCAUGAAACCACUGUUCAUCCUGAGGAAAAUAAAAACUUUUGUUUACAGCUGA
Molecule: messenger RNA, 1702 nt
Organism: Austrofundulus limnaeus
Lineage: Eukaryota; Metazoa; Chordata; Actinopteri; Cyprinodontiformes; Rivulidae
Product: actin, cytoplasmic 1
Exons: 8
Coding region: 315-1442 (375 amino acids)
Source: RefSeq, a predicted model, not a curated record